Molecule: messenger RNA, 1485 nt
Organism: Ananas comosus (pineapple)
Lineage: Eukaryota; Viridiplantae; Streptophyta; Magnoliopsida; Poales; Bromeliaceae
Product: UDP-glucuronic acid decarboxylase 6
Exons: 13
Coding region: 147-1175 (342 amino acids)
Biological process (GO): D-xylose metabolic process
Cellular component (GO): cytoplasm
Molecular function (GO): NAD+ binding; UDP-glucuronate decarboxylase activity
Source: RefSeq, a predicted model, not a curated record
CACCGCGAUGCUCGCCUACGAUAAAGAGGAAACACUCUCUCUCUCUCUCUCUCUCUCUCUCUAAAUCCCCCUCAAAAUCCCUCUCCAAACCCUAAUCCCUCCCCCAAAUCCCCCAGUUUUCUCCAUCUCCGUAAGGGAUCUGAGAAAUGGCGCAGGAAUCGUCCAAUGGGGUCACCAAGCCGCCUCCGAGCCCUUCCCCUCUGCGGAAUUCCAAGUUUUUUCAGUCUAAUAUGCGGAUCUUGGUGACUGGAGGUGCUGGAUUCAUCGGAUCCCACCUGGUGGACAAAUUGAUGGAAAAUGAGAAGAACGAGGUGAUUGUUGUGGACAACUUUUUUACCGGCUCGAAGGACAACAUAAAAAAGUGGAUCGGCCAUCCAAGAUUUGAACUGAUUCGACACGAUGUCACGGAAACGUUAUUGGUCGAGGUCGAUCAAAUCUACCACCUUGCUUGCCCCGCCUCUCCAAUUUUCUAUAAAUACAACCCUGUGAAGACAAUAAAAACCAAUGUCAUUGGAACGCUCAACAUGCUAGGACUUGCAAAGCGUGUCGGAGCAAGAAUUUUGCUGACAUCAACCUCUGAAGUUUAUGGUGAUCCUCUUGAGCAUCCCCAAAAGGAGGAAUACUGGGGAAAUGUGAACCCUAUUGGAGUUAGAAGUUGCUAUGAUGAGGGCAAGCGUGUGGCAGAGACUUUAAUGUUCGAUUAUCAUAGGCAGCAUGGCAUAGAGAUUCGAAUUGCUAGAAUUUUCAACACAUAUGGACCACGAAUGAACAUUGAUGAUGGCCGUGUGGUCAGUAACUUUAUUGCCCAAGCAGUUAGGGGUGAACACUUAACUGUCCAAGCACCUGGAACGCAGACUCGAAGCUUCUGCUAUGUUUCUGAUAUGGUUGAUGGGCUUAUUCGUCUGAUGGAAGGAAAUCACACAGGCCCAAUCAAUGUAGGGAACCCUGGUGAGUUUACUAUGAUGGAACUUGCAGAGACUGUAAAGGAGUUAAUCAAUCCUGCGGUGGAGAUCAAAAUAGUGGAGAACACACCUGACGAUCCGCGCCAGAGGAAGCCGGACAUCACGAAGGCGAAUGAAUUACUUGGAUGGGAGCCGAAGAUCAAGCUGCGCGACGGUUUGCCUCUCAUGGAAGCCGAUUUCCGAGGGCGGCUCGGUGUGACCAAAAAAGCUUAAGAAUCAAAGAUCUUAAGAUAAUCUGACAAGCUGUGUUGGAUUGUUUCUUUUAUCUCGGCUGAGAAUAAUUCGGGUUCGGAAAUUUAAAGAGAACUAGAGACAGCAUGGUUCGGAAAUUUAAAGAGAACUGGAGACAGCAUGGUUUUAUAUUUUUAUUUUUAUUCAAAACAUAAGAAAAAGAAAGAUAUCUAUGUGCUAGUGAUCUAAUAAUUUAUUAUUUGUGUUUUUAAAGAGAUUGUGCGGAUAAUCGGAUUGAUGCACUUUUCAUUUAUCAAGUGAAAUUCAAUAUUAUUUGGACAUUAUUUGUUCA